AUGUGUAACUUGGAUGAUGAGAUAUUUGACAACAAAACCAUCACGGUUAAUGAAUACGGCCAAAAUGCAACAUCUGAUACAGACAUACACCAGUUUAAGAAUAAAAACAUCUCAACCACUGAUAAAGUACAGAAUAACGGCUUAAUAUAUACUGAUAACAUCGAAUUAGCACACAUUCCGCCACAAUAUAACCAAACUGACGAUAUAAACUUGGUAUGUCAAUCAUGGAAAGAUUAUUUACGCAAAAAACAUCUUGAUUCCAAGUUAAGCGAUGGAUAUAUAUUACGGAUUAAUGAAAUGAUAAGGCAAAUUAGCCUAAUAGCAUGGCUUUGUCACUUGAAAUUUUUAUCCGAUAUUUGUGACCAUCCCCUCACUAGAGCGGCUACACUAUCUAUUUAUUUAUUGAACAAUAAUGAAAGUAGCCCAAAAUUAUUGUUUGAAUUUGUUUGUAGAAACUUCUAUAUCUCAAAGGGCUAUGAUAUUUGGUGCCUAAACGAAUUAAAUACUAGGUAUAUAAAGGGUGCACUUUUACUCAAAAUUUUCAGAUGUAUAUACUUCAAAAAGGCGCCGGUAAUUAUAGCAACAAUUAUUUUUGUUACUCUGUGCCGCUCAUUUGGAUAUUUUUGCCGCAUUAUACUGGACAUACCCAAAACGCACAUUGAGCCAACCAAAAUCAAGAACAAACAAAUUAAUACACUUUCACAAGUGUAUGAUCCCAUAACCCAAUCGUGGAUCUUGGCAAAUUUCAAAUACCUUUCAUUUGGUGACUAUCAGUAUGAAGUUAUAAAAAAGCCAAGACAUUCGAAUUUGUACAACACAGUCAAUUUAGAUAACGACACUAAUUGCGUAAAAAAAAACAUUGCAAAAUUAGUUUACAAUAAUGAAAUAUAUAUCUUCAAGCCUGAAAAGAUAUUUAUCUACACUAUAGAUUUAAAGGUCAAAUAUGCAAUAUUUUCCCCUAAUGCUAACAACCUAACUGAUUUAAGUAUCCCAAACAAAUAUAUCUGUAGCAUAUACCAUAUGUUGGACCACUAUGACAUAUCAUCAAACUUUUUAUCAAACAAGUAUAACACUAACAUAGAAUCAUACAUCAAGUAUACAAAGGAUGAUAAUAGUAAGGGACUGUACAUAGUUUCGUGCUGCAACUAUGGAUACUUUUACGAUCUAACUAUGUGUUUCCAUAACAAAUGGUACAAUGUAAUAAAUAAGAGGAAACACAAGUUUCACAAGUGGCUGUCAGAACUGAUUUCAAAUUUGCAAUUUAAGUCGUUGAAUGGCGAAAAAAUUGGUAGAUAUAAAACACAUAUAAAAUUUUUACACCAUUUGGAUGAUAAUCUACUUGCCAACAAAAUUAAUAAUAUCCGAGAUACGAAUGUGAAAUCUUGGAUACUAAACCAUCCUACCUUUAUCUUAGAAUCUCAGCUAACAGCUAGGCAAGCAAUUGCCAGUGAUGCUAAAAUUGCAGGGACAUUAAAUGGCGAAAAGAUAUAUUAUCGCAAAGAUAUAUUGCAAUUGAAGACUAAAAUGGGCUGGCAUAGGGAGAUGAGGAAACUUAAACCCAAUCAACGUCCCUUCAAAACAAUUGAGGUCAAGAAGAAAUUGUCACAUCGAUUCUUCAACAAAGGACUAUUAGAGUUUGCAUACAAUACUCUCGAAUUAUUCAGUAUCGACCAAACCGAACCUGAACUCAUAAAAUCAUUUACAGAUUCAAUUAAUUCAUUUGGAAAUAUAGAUCUCACAGGUAAUAGGACAGUACCAAUCGAUUCCUUGCACAUAAGCGGAUUUCACCAAGAAAUUAUAAAUUUGGCUGCAAACCAUUCCAAAAUACCACACAGCCCAGCUCUAGUAUCUUUUAGAUAUGAAGGCAUUGAAAUUAAACCCAUGAUUAAUGGUAUAGUCAUUAACACUAGUGACAAAUCUAAAUUUCUAGAUUCAUAUAUAUUCGUACUGGACAAUGUAAAUAGAAAUAAUAAGGAUGUUACAAUUGAUUACUGGAAAAUAUGCUUUAAGACACUUUCAAGAUAUAAAAAGGAUAAGCCAAAACGUAUUUCAGGCAAAAAUCUGGCAAAAUUGAUAAAUGCAAAUAUGAGUGUAGACAAACACGAUAUCAUGGAACAUGAUACAUACUAA
This is a messenger RNA of Babesia microti strain RI, 2130 nucleotides long. RefSeq names its product xeroderma pigmentosum group C-complementing protein. The coding region runs from base 1 to 2130 and encodes 709 amino acids. Gene Ontology annotation, biological process: mismatch repair; nucleotide-excision repair. The record is from RefSeq and is a predicted model, not a curated record. NCBI's taxonomy places the organism in Eukaryota, Apicomplexa, Aconoidasida, Piroplasmida, Babesiidae. Gene Ontology annotation, molecular function: single-stranded DNA binding; damaged DNA binding. The transcript is spliced from 9 exons. Gene Ontology annotation, cellular component: nucleotide-excision repair factor 2 complex; XPC complex; cytoplasm.